AUGGGCCUUGUCUUCACACUUCCUAUGAUCUCUGAGGAAGAAAGUGACAAUAAUAACCAUAUUUGUAAAGCACAGGAUACAGCGUAUGGUAAUUGUAAAGUUAUAAAUUUCGAAGUUUACAUGUAUACAAAGGAGAAGAAACAGAACCAAGAAAACCAGAGUGGUGGAGUCACCUUUGUUCUCUUGGGCUUCUCAGAAUAUCCAGAACUCCAGGUGCCCCUGUUCCUGGUGUUCCUGACCAUCUACACAGUCACUGUGCUGGGGAACCUGGGCAUGAUGCUGAUUAUCAAGAUGGAUCCCAAACUCCACACCCCCAUGUACUUUUUUCUCAGCCACUUAUCUUUUGUUGACUUCUGUUACUCUACGGUAGUCACACCCAAACUAUUAGAAAAUUUGGUUGUGGAAGACAGAACCAUCUCCUUCACAGGAUGCAUCAUGCAAUUCUUCUUUGCAUGCAUAUUUGUGGUGACAGAAACAUUCAUGUUGGCAGCGAUGGCAUAUGACCGAUUUGUGGCUGUUUGUAACCCUCUUCUCUACACAGCUGUAAUGUCUCAGAAGCUUUGUUCCCUUUUGGUGGGUGCAUCAUAUUCUUGGAGUAUAGCUUGCUCUUUAAUAUACACAUACUUUUUGUUGACCUUGUCCUUUUGUGGGACUAACUUCAUAAACAACUUUGUCUGUGAGCAUGCUGCCAUUGUUGCUGUUUCCUGCUCUGAUCCCUACAUUAGCCAGAAGAUCAUUUUAGUCUCUGCCACGUUCAAUGAAAUAAGCAGCUUGAUGAUCAUUCUUACUUCCUAUGUGUUCAUCUUUAUCACUGUCAUGAAAAUGCCUUCAACUGGUGGUCGCCACAAAGCCUUCUCCACAUGUGCCUCCCACUUGACUGCCAUUGCCAUUUUCCAUGGGACCAUACUUUUUCUCUACUGUGUUCCUAACUCCCAAAGUUCAUGGUCCAUGGUCAAAGUGGCCUCGAUCUUUUACACAGUGGUCAUCCCCAUGCUGAAUCCACUGAUCUACAGCCUCAGGAACAAAGAAGUGAAAGAGACAGUCAAGAAGUUAAUCAAUACUAGGUUGUUCUGUGAUGAAAUGUAA
This is a messenger RNA of Ceratotherium simum simum (southern white rhinoceros), 1086 nucleotides long. NCBI's taxonomy places the organism in Eukaryota, Metazoa, Chordata, Mammalia, Perissodactyla, Rhinocerotidae. The record is from RefSeq and is a predicted model, not a curated record.